AUGUCUGGAGAAGCGAAACUAGGGUACGCCCCUCCCGCGAAGGGUCUUGGAGCGAUCCUGCCCUACGCAAGGUUUGCUUACAUCGAGUUGGCUCUGCUGAACAAACCACACUGCAUCUACAUGGUCUACUAUCCCCACGUCGUCGGUCUUGCCUAUGCCUCCAGCAUUUCAUCUUCUCCAAUGAGCCCCGAGACGAUUGCGAACCGCAUCGUCAACCUGCUCGUUUGGACCGUUCUGAUGCGCAGUGCAAUCUGUGCCUGGAAUGACAACAUUAAUCAACACUACGACCGCCAAACCGCGCGGUGCUAG
Messenger RNA from Penicillium argentinense, 309 nucleotides. RefSeq lists its product as uncharacterized. The record is from RefSeq and is a predicted model, not a curated record. NCBI's taxonomy places the organism in Eukaryota, Fungi, Ascomycota, Eurotiomycetes, Eurotiales, Aspergillaceae. Bases 1 to 309 code for a protein of 102 amino acids. The transcript has a single exon.